CCGAGGCGGUCGGCGCCGCGGCCUCCCCUCCCGCCUGGCUCUUCUCUCCGCUCUGCUUCUCUCUCCCCGCCCGGCGCCGCGGAGCUCUCCGGCUCGCAGGUGGUGAAUAUUUUAUUCAGCUGGGAAAUAGAAGAGUACUCUGAGUAAAAAUAUGCCUCCCAAGUUCAAGCGACACCUCAAUGAUGAUGAUGUCACUGGUUCUGUGAAAAGUGAAAGGAGAAAUCUUUUGGAAGAUGAUUCAGAUGAAGAAGAGGACUUUUUUCUAAGGGGGCCAUCUGGACCAAGAUUUGGACCUAAAAAUGAUAAAAUUAAGCAUGUUCAGAAUCAAGUGGAUGAAGUUAUCGAUGUCAUGCAAGAAAAUAUUACAAAGGUAAUUGAAAGAGGGGAGAGACUAGAUGAACUACAGGACAAAUCAGAAAGCUUAUCGGAUAAUGCAACUGCUUUUAGCAACAGAGCCAAACAACUUCGAAGGCAAAUGUGGUGGCGUGGAUGCAAAAUAAAAGCCAUCAUGGCUUUGGUUGCUGCUAUCCUUUUGCUAGUGAUUAUCAUUCUUAUAGUUGUGAAGUACCAUACUUGAUUUGAUGACAGAGAUCUUCAUUAAACAAGAUCUGGGACAAUAAUAAUUAAAAGAUUGCUGUAUAAUUUAAAUGGAAUAUAUGUAUAUAACUUUCAAAACUUCUUUUCCAAGAAACUAAGAGUCAAGUAUCACUUCAAAUUGGAACAUUGAGAAUGUUCAGUUAACUGCUUCCUUUCUAACAAAAUGUGCUUAUGAUAAUUAUGUUUAACACAAAGAUAACUUUACGUUGCUAUAUUCCAAGGUCUAAUUUGAAACUAGAUACUUGCCAGUUCAUUAUUUGUGUAUAUAGUUAAAUACUGAUGGCAGUGUUUCAUACCAGUGUUUUAGUGGCACAAGGACUUGUAUUAUUGCAUGGAGAUGGGGUCAGUCUGGGGUCAGGAAGCCUGUGUAGCAUACCAGACUAUUAAGCUAAGAGAUGCACAACCACAACAUUUGCAAGAAUAUCAUUCUUUUCAUUUUACGGUUGCUUUGAAGCAGUUUCCACAUGUUUAUGGGUGUAACAAAAGCUAAAUGUUGUCAAUGUUUCUGCCUUCAGCUAUAACUAAGAACAUUCCAGUAAACCCACUUCUAAUUGUACAAGGAAAUGGAUUAUAGAAAUGGGAAAUUCAAACAGAAAAAAGGCCUAGUAUAGCACCAUAAUCUGGAGACAAUAAAAUUAUUGGAGAAUGUUGUUGACAUGUUUGAAAGUGACCAGUUCUCAUAGCUACCAGUUGUGGUCUAGUCAGUUGUCAGUUAACUCCAAUAAGAAGGGACCAGUCCUAGUGUGUGUGAAUAAAAUCCACAGGUAACUUUUUCCUUAAUUUUACUUUGGUUAGUAGUUUUUCUCUUUGACUUUAACCUUUUUGCCUGAAAUGCUAAGGUGAGCCCAGUCAGCUGUUCGGAUUUCCUGUCUGUGUUCUGAUCCUCCUCACAGGAGCAGAUGUUGCACAGUCUAGUCAGAAGAGCCGACGGGAGUGAGUAGUAAAACUUAGGGGCGUAGGCCCUUCUGUAGACGACCAGUCAGCAGCCUAACGCUACGGGGUCACCGUUAAUCUCAGCGUGUUUUUAUAACGAUAAAGUACAUUAAUUUAAAAAUGCACCAACCUCCUUGUACUGUUCAAACAAGUGAAGAUGCAGAAUAAGCGUGUGAGGAGGAAGCAUUGUGAUAAAACCAGAUUCUUCAGGAACUUGUGCACAUGGACAUCCUAGGUUGGAGGGGGCAGAAAUAGGCUCCUGGAAUUCACCAAUAUUUAAGAGAGUUAAUGAACAAUCCAGUUUAACAGAUUUCAUUUCUUUGAUCAUUUUAAUUUAAAAUGUCCAAAACAUAGAAUUUGAAUGUGUUUGCUUGAUUAAUUCUACAUUAUUAGUACCAAGAGGCAAAAUGUUCUAUUUAGAAUAGAAAGAAAUUUGGAGAAAGUGGGUCAAAAAAUACUUAGGACACUUAAAUUAUAAAGAUCUAAAUAGCUAAAUUUUAUAAUGUGCUUAAAGCAUUGGAAGAGAUCUAGGCCUUACAUACCAAGGGUGAAGUUUCUGAUAUCCGUCACCUUCUCUAGGUGCCAGUUAUACAAAUAGCAUCUGAACUGCUAGUAAAUCCUGUGACAAAGGAGGGUAUGCAAAAAAAAAAUGAGCACUUUUAGACUUUCAGUAGCUAAUAGUUCAGGAAUGGAAAUGUUUUAACUGAAUUGGCAGAAUCAAUCCUGAUGUAUGUAUGUAUUUUAUUUAGUUUGGAACAAACUUAUAAAUGGUUAAUUUUCCAUUAGUUGGUGUGGAAAUCUGGUUUCUUUAAAAUAUAUAUUGGCAAAGGUGAAGAUUAUUUCUUAAAGACUCCACAUUUCUAGUGUUUCUCUUAGUAAAAGUCUGCCACUUUCAAAGACAUAAUUAUUUAAAAAGUAAAAUUAUUUUUAAAAUUUUUAAUCAUAAAAAUAAAGGAACUAUUUAUAUGGCAUUAUUGUACAUAUGCAGUUGUGUUUGUAUUUAAAUAUGUUGCUGCUGGGAAUACUGGAGGUGGACAGGUGACUCUGGGAACUUUGCAGUAGUGGUGGCUUGGUUCACAGCUUAUCAUUUUGUCUGUCCUGGUGUUGAUUAAUCCUGAGACCCUUAAACGGGCUGGCACUUUUGUGACAAUAUUGUGGUAACACUGGAGACAGCUGUUUUAAGAUCAAGAAGCAGAGUGGUUCACAUUGAUGCCACAUCUACGUCAUUCCUCCCUUAAUCACUCUUUUUCUCAUUCAGCUCAGAUCAUCCUGCACUGGAAAAAAUGAAGUUUACCUCCAAAACUGUCAGGAUUUAACAACAGUGAAGAGAACACAGAAAUUCAAAUAGCUUUGUAAAUAGUGGUUGGUACUGGGUGAAAUCAGGUCACUGUUUUUAUGUGUGAAACUUGCCCUCGUGACUUGUGUUUAACUGCAGAGACCUCGUCUUGCAGCAAUUUUGAGAUUAUAAUACUAACUGGUCCUCCUCCUGAUUGUCGGUCAGUAAUACAGAUGGGCUUUUGCUCCCCUCUUCUAACAAAGCUCACUAGAAAAUGCCCUGAGAUGUUAUAAACAGGGAGAUUUCUUUAUUAAAGGGAAGUUCAAUAUCAAAGCUAGAACAUUGCCUACAACGGAGGGAGGCUAACUAGUACACCCUCGCGAUAGCUCCCUGUGGACUCCUGCUGGUGUAGUCUUUCUGUGCAUUUCUGUACGCUGCGUUAGGAAAUUAUAAUGUUGCCAUUUUUAUUACACAAAUUGGCAUCUUUGAGUCCUGUGUGGCAUGCGGGUGUCCUGUGGCUGCUUCUGUGAGCAUGGACUGAGGUCUCUGUUGCCAGCACCUUCUUUAGCGGGCUCCAUGUGCUGUCACCACCCUGGCUCUGUGUCCACAUCUGGAGCUACACUGUGGUGAAAAUAUGCAAGAAAUUGUCUUUCCACAUUGGGAACAUGUGCCACUAGGUGUCUCUAAUUGUGUCGUGUCAGAGUAUCGCUCAGUCCAGGGUUGUUCUGUUCGUCUAAUUUUGUCUUCACGUGGAAACGUCUUGGGGCCUGUGACCCGGGAGUCAGUAUGAACACAUUUGAGAACGCUGUGUGGUGUUGACAUCAGUGCAGGAAAUCGCCACAAAGCAAUUUAAAGACACCGUGGCUCAUCAGAGACUGACAGGUGCUGUACACCUUGAUCCCUACGUAGUUGUUUUUUUACGUGCCAUAGACAAACUGGCACCAGCCCUUAGACAGAUGCAGGGUAUGGGUGGGGUUUUUUUGUUUUUUGUUUUGUUUUUGAGAUGGGGUCUUGCUGUGUUGCCCACACUAGACUCAAACUCCUGGCCCCCAGGAAUCCUUUAGACUGAGCCUCCAGAGUAGCCAGGACUGUAGGCAUGUGCCACCAUACCUGGCUUUUUAAGUUUAAUGUUAGUCUUACUCGAUCUUUGUUUUUGUUUUUCCUGUCCCCCCCCAAAAAAAAAAAAAUCAAUUAGAAUGAGGGAUAUGGACAUAAACUCUUUGAUUCUGAGUGUGAGGAACACAUGGGUAGAAAUUAAAAGGAAAGCAUGACUGACCCGGUUUUAGGGGAUACACAUAAGCUAGAGAGCAAGGACUACACCAUGCUCCCGUGUCUCCCCAGCUCCCUGCACAGAGCUGCGUGCUCAGCAGGGGCUAGAUAAGUGUGCAUUGCUUGAAAGUCACAAAAACACCAGUGUAAGAGCCGACUGCCACACUGUUCCCUGGAGAGGGGACAUGGUUGACAAAAGAGUGGGACCUUCAGCUUUACCUAGAGAGUAUAGUUCUUAUACUAACUCAGUAUAGAAAAUUCUGAUUUUACAAUAUGCAUUAGGUUCUUUUCAUUUGAAGAGGUCAUGAAAUCAAGUCACAUAUUAAUUACUUUAGGGCUACAAAGUAAAUUGCAUAAAUCAGAGAUUUUAGUAAAAUGUCAAAAAACAAACAAAAUUCAAGCACUUGAUUUUAUGUCUUGGGUAUAUGUCUUCUUUUUACCUUCCACAUUCCUUCACUCAACUGUUUGCUAAGUGCCUUUGACAUUUUAGAUGUAUGCUGGGAGUUGACAAAUGUAAACGUCGUGUGCCCUGGUCUUCAGCUUCUUGAUUCCUUAUAACCAUUUUUUACCAGUGUUGCCAAGUUUGGUCCUUUGUGUGCAUAUAAGAUAUGUAUUUGUAGCCUCUCCAUAGUAAACAGUGAAAUAAACUAUUUCAUAGAAAAUGAAAAUUAAGCAUUUUGGCUUUUCAGUAUGUGUCACCUGUUGCCUAAAUUUUAAAGCACAGUUUAUUUAGAGUAACAUCUGCAUAAUCACCCCUGGUUUAGUUCAUCCCAAUUUGCCAAUAAAAUACAUGGAGGAAAAUUAAGAAAAAGAAAAGGUAUUCCUUCACCAAAAACUAUGCCAGUGUACAACCUAAUGAUGAAAUGGAGAAUUUCUCAGUGUGAAGUCACCGAGUCUCAGUCGCGGGGGCGGGCAGGGAGAAUCGGUGGAACGCUCAUGCUUCAUCUCCUGACGUCUAUUUGAAAGACAAAUUAAUCUGUGUCCCAAGCAGAAAACUUGGCACCUUUCCCUCAGCUUCAUGGUGCUGCUCUCACAAUAAUGUGGAAAUCGCACAUUCCCUGCAGACUCCCUCUUUCCACACACUAAACUAUGUCUUCUUGAUAAUUUUUAAAAGCAUAGGAGGAUGAUAUUGGGGCACCUGUACCCUGAGAUGUACAGUCUCUCCCGGGGCUCUCGGCAGGACUGGAGACAGGAGGCACCCUGGUAAGUGCAUCCUGAGGGUGUAUUAAGUAAAGUCCGCCCCUUGGCAUGCGGAGAAGCAGCAGUACCAGAUCCCCUGCAGCCAGCAGUCACACCUCGUGAGUGUCCAUUAGAUGCUCAAAACUGCUAUGGAGCAGGGAACAGCCGUGGGUGUGAGGAUCUGAACGAGUAGCCAAACGCAGAGCUGAGCAGCGCCAGGGCGGCACCGUGCCCUGUUAUGCAAUGGGCCAGACCCCGGCUGAGGGUGUGUGAAAAGGUGCACACCAGGAGGGCCAGCACCUCCGGAUCGUGCCAGGUAUGUGCAGACUGGCUGCUCUUUAUUCCCUCCUUAACUCCCCUCAUGCCGUGUCGGCUUCGCCCUGGGUCUCUGUUCCUCUUUGUAGGGGUGGUCCUUGGCCUGUUGAUCCCAGCUGCUUACAGUUCUUAGCUCAUUCUCGUACUUUAAUAUACAGCCAGGUCAUGCCAUUCCUUUGCUUGGUCUCCCCGGUGGAAAAGCUGAAGGUGUGAUGUUGUGCACCUGAGGUCCCAGCACCCAGAAGGCCGAGGCAGGAGGGUCAUGUGGGCUCUCCAGUGUGAGACCAGCUGGGCAACACAGUGAGAUCCCGGGAGAAAGGAAAAACCUGCCACGUCUUCACACCUUCCCUAGAAUGAAAGCCACGGCCCUUCUGCAGCGUGUGGGUCUCGGGUCUUCCUGAAGCCCUUUGUGAUCUCUGAGCCUGUCCCCUGGCUGGGCUGUGCUGCGCUGGCUUCACUGCCCUCAGACACCAGUGUGCUUCCGCCUCAAGGCCUCACUUGUCAUGCCUUGGACGGUUUCCCUGAAUGCCUUCAUGACUUGGUCAGACUUCGCCUCUGCUGACUCCCAGGAGUGCACCCUGCAGGCCCUCCCCGCCACCUUCCCAGAACAUUUAACCCUUCUGACACUUGACACUAAGGGUGAGCUUCAUGACAAGAGGGACCUGUCUUGUUCUCUGACGGCAAGUGUCAUAAUGAGUGCUCAGGCAAUUCAGUGAAUGGGUCGGUUAUCUGAGAUACAAAGGGAGACCAUGAUUUUGAAAAUGAUGUACUGCGAGAACCAAAUCGACUUGGCGUGCAUCAGCACCUGCAGUGAGAUUAAAAGCACGGCCUCCAUAACUCAAGAAGUCACAGAAAAGCAAAGGUCAAGCACGAUUAAUGCAUCUGGAAGACAAUUUAGGUCCAAGAAAAGAAGGACAAGGUAAAAUAAUUUGCCAGGAGGCAGGUUGCACAAAUACUAAGCCCUUCACUGAAGCAGUAAGUGGUGGAAUUCCCUGAAGAAAACCAGUGAUGGAGAAGAGAGGCUCAGGAGGCUGCCCCAGAGCAGAGGGGAGGUCACCCCGUAAAUGAAGAGGGUGAGGACGGAGCUAGGAGGGGAGAAAAAGAAGAAGAUAACAAGAAUCACAUGGUGCCCCCCCAAAUAGAAUGAGCAUCGUGGUUUUUUUUUUCUUAUUAAAACUCAAAGUCCUAUGAGACCAAAAGCCUUUGUCAAAUAUAAGAACAGAUGAAGAUGCGUUGUAGGCUGAGGGCACAGCUCUGCAGAGCGUUUGCCUGCCAUGCAUGGGGCCUGGAGACCAAUCCCCAGCACCAAGGGGAAAAUCCUAUGAGCACUGAGGCUGGAAAAACUGGUUACCUGCAAGGAAGCAAAAAUUAGGUGUCUCCGUCUUCUCCAUCACCAAACUGCAGACACGAACAGCAUGUGUAGACUUCCAUCCCUAGCCAGUUAUCACACAAGAGAAUCAAACACAAUAUUCUUAAAAACAUGAGGGUUCAGAAAAUAUGACAUCCUGCCUCUUUCCUUAAAGAAAAAUUACUGGAAAUUUACAUAGUACAGUCAGCCAAGAGAGAAAUUGAAACUGAGUGUUAAUAAAAUCAGAUCAUCUCAUUCUUAAAA
Messenger RNA from Marmota flaviventris (yellow-bellied marmot), 7181 nucleotides. RefSeq names its product vesicle associated membrane protein 4 (gene Vamp4). NCBI's taxonomy places the organism in Eukaryota, Metazoa, Chordata, Mammalia, Rodentia, Sciuridae. The record is from RefSeq and is a predicted model, not a curated record. Gene Ontology annotation, cellular component: SNARE complex; membrane; trans-Golgi network. Gene Ontology annotation, biological process: vesicle-mediated transport; Golgi ribbon formation; SNARE complex assembly.